Monascus purpureus is the source of this 2748-nucleotide messenger RNA. NCBI's taxonomy places the organism in Eukaryota, Fungi, Ascomycota, Eurotiomycetes, Eurotiales, Aspergillaceae. The record is from the annotation of a GenBank genome assembly.
UAACCACCCACAAUAAUGCCUGACGACCCAAAAGUUAAGGGCUUCCCCGACAUAUCGGCCAAACUGUCCGCGCCCGCCAAAAAGUCCCUCUUCGAACGGCAAAAAGCCGAGGCGGAGGCAAAACGCGCCCGAGAACGCGCGGAAACAGCUGCCGUCUAUGAGGACUUCGUCAAGUCGUUCGAGGAUGAUUCCUCCCAUCAUAGCAACAGAGAUUCUUCUCGAAAUUUUUCAGAUGGACGAAUGAAUGCAUUUGGUGGCGGUAAUCGGGGCGUUGCUGGAGGUCCUCCGAGACGACAUUUCACGAACUCUUCUGCACUGCGCAAUAGCGGUCCUGGGACGCUGGGACCGGCCCCGUCGUUGCUUUCAAGGAAACGAACUCAUGAUGGAUUUCCGCCAUCGCAUAAUAGGGCUGGAGAUUCCUUUGGACACGGGGUUUUGGGGUUUGAGAGCUCGGGUUCGGGACCGUUGAAUAAUACUGCGUCCGCUUUUCAGGAGUCAGACGAUGAGGAUGAGAAAACUGCGAGUGCGGCGAAGGAAGCGGAGAGAGCUGCUGCUAAACCGACAUUAUAUCUCGCAACGCUGCCUCCGGGGAUGUCGCCAGCGGCUAUUAAGUCCCUGAUUCCGUCAACUUUGACCGUCGACAAUGUGAAGAUACUGCCUCGAUCUCCAGAACAACCGAAUUCGACCGAGAGAAAGUCCAUAUCUGCCAUAGUUACGCUUGCCAAUGAAUCCGCGGCCUCAGACAUAGACAGCGCUGUUAGCGCGCUACAAAAUAAAUAUCUGGGAUGGGGCUACUAUCUCUCGAUCUCUCGUCAUCUCUCUUCAGCAGCUAUUGGUUCCACGAUGCCCGUGACCGUUGGCUUGUCAUCGAUAUCUUCACGUCCUUUUGGUGCCAAGCCUGUCCAGCAGAACUUUGGAGGGGGUUUGAGGCGUGCUCCACCGCCUGGGUCUCAUCGUGGAGCAUUCGCUCCCCCCAGUUCGUAUGGACCAGGAUACGGGAGAAGUGGACCGACGUUGCUGGUUGAGGUUCAGGCUCCGUCUGAUCUUAAGCAGCUGAAACUGAUACACAAGACACUGGAGAAUCUACUAAAUUACGGCCCGGAGUUCGAGGCUCUUCUCAUGAGCAGGCCUGAGGUACAGAAAGAUGAGAAGUGGGCUUGGCUGUGGGAUCCCAGGAGCACUGGCGGCGUAUACUACCGAUGGAAACUGUGGGAUAUCGUUACGAACUCUCGUUCCCGGGCAGACCGAGGACGGAGGAGAACAGGUCGAAAUCCUACACUCAUCUUCGAGGGCGGCGCUGGCUGGCUAGCACCUGACGCACAUAUCAAAUUUGAAUACACUACACGGAUGGAUGAAUUCGUCUCGGAUGAGGAUUACAACUCUUCUGAUGAGGAACAGUCCGAUGGGGAGGAUGAUAGGCGAUUACAAGCCGGAGGUCCACCGAAGGAUGGUUUGGGUGCCAACAAUGAUGGAUUAGGCUACAUGAACCCUCUCCAAAAGGCCAAACUAACCCAUCUUCUGUCUCGGCUCCCGACGACCAUAGGAAGACUACGAAAAGGCGACAUCGCGCGUGUCACCGCUUUUGCUAUUGAGCACGCAGGUGCGGGUGCCGAUGAGGUUGUAGAAAUGAUAGUUUCCAACAUCAUUAACCCGUUCGCUUAUACCGGAGCGAAUCCAGAAAGAGCGGCCGCAAGGCGGGAGAUUUCAGAGGAAGCAAUUAUUAAUAAUGAAAACAAUUCCACUCAGGGGUCGCGGUUGACGAAGGAUAAUCCGGACCUUUCUUCUUCCAAGCUCGUCGGUCUCUACGUCGUUUCAGACAUUCUAUCUUCUUCUGCGACAAGUGGCGUACGGCACGCAUGGCGCUAUCGACAGCUCUUUGAGUCAGCACUCAGAUCUCACCACGUCUUCGAACAUCUCGGGCGACUGGAGAAGGAUCUCAGCUGGGGCCGGCUAAAGGCCGAGAAAUGGAAACGGAGUAUCGGGUCCCUUUUGCAUUUGUGGGAGGGUUGGUGUGUCUUCCCUCAGUCGAGCCAGGAACAUUUCGUGCAAGUCUUCGAGAAGCCACCCCUUACGGAGAAAGAACUACAGGAGGAAAGGGAGAGAGCAGAAGCAGAGCGGGCUGCUGCCACCGUCGCAAAGGGAAAGAGCCGAUGGAAAGCCGUGGAUGAUGAUGCGAAUACAGGGAAAUUUGACCCUAACCGGCCUCCCGAGGCGGACCAAAACAAGAUGGAUAUCGACCCUGCCGCUGGAAAUGACCUGGCCGCCGAACCCAUGAGUGACAUCGACGGUGUUCCCAUGGAAGACAGUGAUUUGGAAGGACUGGAUGGGGAGCCGUUAGAUGAAGGAUCACCAAUGGAAGACGUGGAGCAGCAAGGUGAAGAGGAGGAAACUAGAACUGGAACUGGAACAGUGCCUGAGAAAUCAGUCCAGGAGCCAGUUCAGUCUGAACGGCCACCUCCAGUUCGGAAGCCACGUCCAAAAGCAGAGGACAUGUUUGCCGAUUCUGACUCUGAGUGAACUUCUCUACAUUAUACAAAUGUAUCAGUCAUGUAGAAUAGUGGCACAUUAGUGAGAUUGACGACAUAUUAACAGUCCCAUGUCCAGCGUAGAAUGGUGGUGGGUAGGUAGUAAAGGGUAUAUGACAAGUUCCAUCUUGCGAUUCUUGUCGCAAAAGAAUACAGUAGACGCCAGGAAGGUCUCAACGGCAAGCUCAUACUGUUGCAGAUGAGGCUGAGAUGUUAAUUUGAU